Colletes gigas is the source of this 1838-nucleotide messenger RNA. RefSeq names its product 26S proteasome non-ATPase regulatory subunit 11 (gene Rpn6). Gene Ontology annotation, biological process: ubiquitin-dependent protein catabolic process. Gene Ontology annotation, cellular component: proteasome regulatory particle, lid subcomplex. The coding region runs from base 284 to 1555 and encodes 423 amino acids. Lineage: Eukaryota; Metazoa; Arthropoda; Insecta; Hymenoptera; Colletidae. Gene Ontology annotation, molecular function: structural molecule activity. The transcript has 4 exons. The record is from RefSeq and is a predicted model, not a curated record.
UCGCGUAGCAGCGUGACAUGAGUUUUGUGAUUUCGACGAUCAAGCGGUCAGCGAAGAAAGUGACAACACAGAAAACGUUCGUAAAGUUUAAUUCUAGCUGUGUGUAGAAGCACAUGCGUCAUUUAACGCAUUAGUAGAUUCUUUUCGACACAAGAUUGAACGUUGAAGUGUUAAAAAAAAAUUGGAUUAUUAACUCCGAGAAUAAUCUUCACAGUCUUAGGGAGAGAAAAGAGGUUAUCCGUCUUCUGAUUUUCGUCUUUUCGAAACGGUGAAAAUUGUUCAAAUGGCCGGUGCAAUGUUGUUCGAACGGGCACAAGCAGUUUCGAUGACAAAUCGUAGCGAAGGUAUUUCGCUUCUUAACGAAAUUGUCUCCGAUCCGAGUAUCGGUGUUACCGAAGAUGACGAAGAUAACAUUCGGGUAAAGGAACAAGGUAUUCUACAUCUUGGUGAACUUUACAAAAAAGAAGGGAAGGCAAAAGAAUUGGCCGAACUGAUAAAAGCUACCAGGCCUUUUCUUAGUUUAAUUAGUAAAGCUAAAGCUGCUAAGCUCGUACGAUCAUUAGUGGACUUUUUCUUGGACCUUGAAGCUGGUAUUGGUAUCGAGGUUCAGUUGUGUAAAGAAUGUAUAGAUUGGGCAAAGGAAGAACGUAGAACAUUUUUAAGGCAAUCACUGGAAGCACGUUUGAUAGCUUUAUAUUUCGAUACCAGCAUGUAUAGCGAAGCGUUGCAAUUAGGAUCAGCAUUGCUCAAGGAGCUCAAGAAAUUAGAUGACAAACAACUGUUGAUAGAGGUCCAGUUGUUAGAGAGCAAAACUUAUCAUGCAUUGAGCAAUUUGGCCAAAGCGAGAGCAGCCCUUACAAGUGCUCGAACAACUGCCAAUGCAGUUUAUUGUCCGCCCAAAAUGCAGGCUGCUUUAGAUUUACAAUCAGGGAUUUUACACGCUGCCGACGAACGAGAUUUUAAAACGGCGUAUUCAUAUUUUUACGAAGCAUUCGAAGGAUACGACAGCGUCGAGAGCCCGAAAGCUUUAACGGCUUUGAAAUAUAUGUUACUAUCGAAGAUUAUGUUACGUACACCCGAAGACGUUCAAUCAAUAAUGUCCGGAAAGUUAGCCGUUAAAUAUGCUGGACGGGAUUUGGAUGCAAUGCGAGCAGUUGCCGAAGCGAGUCAUCGACGUUCGCUGGCAGAUUUUCAGACUGCUGUAAAAAAGUAUCGAGAAGAACUAGAAGAUGAUGUGAUCGUACGCGCUCAUCUCGGUUCUCUUUACGACGCGAUGCUCGAACAAAACUUGUGUCGUUUAGUCGAACCUUAUUCACGCGUACAGGUUAGUCAUAUUGCGACCUGUAUAUCAUUGCCGCUCGUUCAAGUGGAAAAGAAGCUCUCGCAAAUGAUAUUGGAUAAGAAGCUAAGAGGUGUUCUCGAUCAGGGUGAAGGUGUUCUAAUCGUUUUCGAAGAUACUCCGCGCGACAAGACUUACGAACUUGCGUUGGAUACGAUACACAGCAUGGGGAAGGUCGUCGACACACUUUAUCAAAAAGCGAAAAAACUCACUUAGCCGUAUUUAAUAUAUAUUUCUACCAGCAAAAUUUGUUAUAAUUAUUAUUACCAUUAACUAUCAUUUCGUGUCGUUACGAAUCAAAUUAAAUCACUUUUUCCGAUGUUCGUUAGAUAAUUUAAAACACUUUCCUGCCUUUUACAAUUCUAUUUUCUUUAUAAUAGGUGCCAAUUUGACAAUAUUAUUUGUUUCAAAAUGUGAAAUUCCUACGAUUCGAUUGAAUAUAUUAAUAUAUGUUUUCUUUUGUAUGUUACAUUGUACCCACGUAUGCGUACGCCCGUGU